AUGGCCCUAGUGCCCUCGCCCCCGCGCGACAAAUACCCGCCCCUGCCCGACGACAAAUUUCCCUGGAAGGAGCCCCCCGCCGUCGCAAUCACGCCCUGCGAUCCCUGGCCGCGCCCAUACUACCUCGAAGAUGGCCUGCGCAAGGUCACGCCCUACCACUUCACAUACAAUACUUUCUGCAAGGAAAGAUGGCGGGGCAGGGAAAUUCUCGACAUCUUCUCUAGCGAGUUCCGCGACCGCCCAGCCGAGUACUACAAGCAGGCCAUAGAAGAGGGUCGCGUAGUUAUCAAUGGCCAGCCAGUCCCGAGCACGAAGACGAUAGUCAAGAACGGCGAUGUCAUAUCCCACACCCUCCACCGCCACGAGCCUCCGUGCACCGCGCAGCCCAUCGGCAUCGUCCACGAAGACGACAACAUGAUCGUCAUCAACAAGCCCGCCGGCAUGCCCGUACACCCCGCCGGCCGCUACAACUUCAACUCCAUCAUCGAGAUCAUGAGGGCCGACCGUGGCUAUACCUGGAACCCGUUGCCGUGUAAUCGACUCGACAGGCUCACCAGCGGCAUUAUGUUCAUUGGCAAGCACAAGCAGGCGGCAGAGGAGCUGAGUGCACAAAUCAGAGGGAGGACGGUCAAGAAGGAGUACAUCACGCGAGUGGUAGGCGAGUUCCCAGAAGGAGAGAUCCUCUGCGAGAAGCCUAUCUUACAGAUCAGCCCGAAGCUCGGUUUGAACCGCGUGCGCGCAAACGGCAAGGAAGCGAAGACGGUCUUCAAGCGGUUGGCAUACUACCCGCCCAAAGACGACGGAAAUAAUGGCGAGAAGCAGGAUGGAGAGACAGGCCCCAACGGUCAGCCGUGGAAGAAACUCCGCGGUUACUCCAUUGUGCGCUGCAUGCCAGUAACAGGCCGCACCCACCAGCUCCGCGUCCACCUCCAGUUCCUCGGCCAUCCCAUAUCGAACGACCCCAUAUACGCCAAUCAGCGCGUGUUCGGCCCCACCCUCGGCCGCGGACAAUCCGAAGACGAAGACGACGAAGACAUCAUGUCCCGCCUCUCGCGCAUGGGCAAGGAAGAAGUCGCCGAUGCAGUCGCAUACCACGACGAAAUGGUCGAUGCCUACAACAAAAGGAAAGCGGAGCGAAUGACCGGGGAGAAAUGCAAAGUGUGCGAUACAGACCUGUAUAGCGACCCGGGUGUGCACGAGUUGGGUAUCUACCUGCACGCGCGCAGAUACAGGUGUGAAGAAGGGAAGUGGGACUAUGAGACUGGCUUGCCUGAAUGGGCGUUGCCACCACCUGGAUAUGAAGGCCCUACAGAAAGCACAGCGGAGUCUGAUCCUUUGGCCGUGGACCUCAAGAAGCUGGGGUUGGAGGACGAUGAGCCCAACAAGGAGACACCCACAAACGGCACCAAGGAUACAAAUUCAGCAGCUGUGUCGAAAGAACCGGCUGCUGCUAGUGCUGCCGCCUGA
Molecule: messenger RNA, 1467 nt
Organism: Alternaria incomplexa
Lineage: Eukaryota; Fungi; Ascomycota; Dothideomycetes; Pleosporales; Pleosporaceae
Exons: 1
Coding region: 1-1467 (488 amino acids)
Biological process (GO): pseudouridine synthesis
Molecular function (GO): RNA binding; pseudouridine synthase activity
Source: RefSeq, a predicted model, not a curated record